Trypanosoma grayi is the source of this 993-nucleotide messenger RNA. RefSeq lists its product as hypothetical. The annotation marks the transcript as partial. The record is from RefSeq and is a predicted model, not a curated record. The transcript has a single exon. NCBI's taxonomy places the organism in Eukaryota, Euglenozoa, Kinetoplastea, Trypanosomatida, Trypanosomatidae.
AUGCACAACGACAUGAAACACACCCUCCUCUGCACAGUUCUUCUUCUUCUCGCCGGGCUGGCAGGGGCGCAGGAGCAGAGCGACAAGCUGUGGCACAGUACCGUCACGCUUUCGCUCGCAGGACGGUGGACAGCCGCCUCGGUGACUAACGCCAGUUUCGGCGCCGCUGUUGCCGUCGACGUGAGCGUCGCCCUCGGCCCACUGCGUGCGGCUGCAUGGCCCGCUGCUGCCGCUGCUGUUACGCUGGACCCUGGCCCGGUGACCCUCACACUCGAGGGAUGGGCUGACCCCGGCACGUAUAUCGACCGGGCACUGCGGAAGGCGGAGUGGGCGAGAACAAGAGCAUACUUCGCGACAGUUGACGCGUCGGAACCGGCCUCACCGUUCGUGACGAGUGCAGUGCGUGGAGAGGGCGUGCGUGUGCGCUUUGCCGGCGCGGGCUGGGGCGACACUGCGGCGAUGCCGGAUGCGGAACUCACGCAACGGAUUACCAACGCGGUGGCGGCGGUGACAGACCCCACAGGCACACCAGUGAAUCUAACAGGGGGGCUGGCGAGCUCUAUUGACCGCACGGGCGGCGUGGUAUUCAACCUCACUGUGAAUGCCUCCGGUAUUCAGAACGUCACCCUACUGCUCUCGUCGCCCGCCUCGUACGAGGCGCUCCUCACAUACUACGCGACCGCGACAUCUCUGACCGACGGCAACCUGACGGAGGUGCGAAGGACGCCAGCGCUGCCAAACGUGCAGCAGUACCGAACGCAGGUGCAGGUUGUCUUCAGCGGCUCCUGGCAGUUGGUUCUGCUCUCGAACAAAACAGACGUGUUGUUAAUGCUGCAGGAUGUGCUUGCAGAGGCUCUUGAACUGGAUCGCUCCCGCGUUGCCGUUGGAAAUGUCAGCACCGCCGCGUACCCGUUCAACCUGAUUGCGACGUUGUACGUUGUACACCUCGCCGGCUUUGACACAAGUAGCAUUCAGCCCGCCAUCGCGGCGGCG